Megalops cyprinoides (Indo-Pacific tarpon) is the source of this 4647-nucleotide messenger RNA. RefSeq names its product matrix metalloproteinase-17-like. Gene Ontology annotation, biological process: proteolysis; collagen catabolic process; extracellular matrix organization. The record is from RefSeq and is a predicted model, not a curated record. Bases 479 to 2239 code for a protein of 586 amino acids. Gene Ontology annotation, cellular component: extracellular matrix. NCBI's taxonomy places the organism in Eukaryota, Metazoa, Chordata, Actinopteri, Elopiformes, Megalopidae. The transcript has 10 exons. Gene Ontology annotation, molecular function: zinc ion binding; metalloendopeptidase activity.
GAGAGCACGGGCGCCGCUGUCUGCCUGUUUUGAACAGAGGGGCCGUUGUUAGAGGAUAGCAUAAAUGUUCGUUUCAUUUCACUGGCACCUUAAUUUAGAGCGUUUUAACGGGCUUGGAAGAAGGCGAACAUAAACACGCAACAUCUCUUGUAAUCCGAUGUGGUUGAAACGUUUAAACUGGAAUUGGCUUUUGGAGAGAGAAAAAAAAAUAAGUUGGUUUCAUUUGUUUCUUGUCAGUGUCACCGAUAAUAACAUAUACACAGACUUGAGUGCCAUUGUAAGGUAGUUAUUUCGCGCAGCUAGUUUUUAAAACAUGCGUGCAUGUAUCCUUCGCGUCUUUAGGAUUCCUUUUAUCACCUGGAUGCAGCCGAAGGCAGUCCGAGACCACAUGAGGAACGGCGAAUAGAAGGAAUGACAAACGGCGGUGAUUUUUAGGAAGUGGAGGUCUGCGUGGCGCUAUUGGAUUAUCUCCCCAGAAAUGAUUCUGGUUACAAUUAUCUGUUUUUUAUCUGAGACUUUAGCUGCGCCCUCGCUCACGGCAGAGCAGAUUAACAUGGGGGUGGACUGGCUGAGCAAGUUUGGGUACCUCCCACCACCGGACCCUGUGACAGGACAGCUGCAGACCAAGGAGGCUCUGACCAAAGCCAUCAAAGCCAUGCAGAAGUAUGGAGGCCUGGAGGAGACAGGAGUGCUAGAUGAAGACACCCUGGUUCUGAUGAAGACUCCACGCUGCUCUCUGCCAGAUGUCUCAGAGUCAGACUCACAUUCAGGGCGGCGGAGGCGUACACUGCCCUCCCAAACCAAGUGGAGCAAAAGACACCUGUCUUGGAGAGUUCGGACAUUCCCGAAAGAAUCACACCUGCUGGGGCGGGACACGGUGCGUGCGCUGAUGUACUACGCCCUCAAGGUCUGGAGCGACAUCGCGCCCCUGAACUUCCACGAGGUGGCGGGGGGUGAGGCAGACAUACAGAUCGACUUCACCAAGGCCGACCACAAUGACGGCUACCCCUUCGACGGGCCCGGAGGCACCGUGGCGCACGCCUUCUACCCAGGGGACCGUUUUACUGCAGGGGACACGCACUUCGAUGACGACGAGGCCUGGACGUUCCGGUCACCAGAGGCUCAUGGGAUGGAUCUGUUUGCAGUGGCUGUGCAUGAGUUUGGUCACGCCAUUGGCCUGGCACACACCUCUGCCAUUGAGUCCAUCAUGCGGCCGUACUACCAGGGCCCGGUGGGAGACCCACUCAAGUACAACCUCCCCUAUGAGGACAAGGUCCGUGUCUGGCAGCUCUAUGGGGUGCGAGAUUCAGUGUCCCACACGGACCGUCCCGACACCUCUCGCAGUGCAGAUCCCCCCGUCCUCCUAGACCUCCCCGAAAACAAGUCAACCGUCCCGCUGGACCGUGAUGCCCCGGACAGGUGUAGCACCCACUUUGAUGCUGUUGCCCAGAUUCGCGGAGAGGCCUUCUUCUUCAAAGGGAAGUACUUCUGGCGCCUGACUCGGGAGAAGCACCUGGUGUCUCUGCGCCCGGCUCAGAUCCAGCGGUUCUGGAGGGGCCUGCCCGCCAACCUGGACAGCCUGGACGCCGUGUACGAGAGGCCCGGGGACCACAAGAUUGUUUUCUUCAGAGGAGCGAAGUACUGGAUGUUCAAGGACAACAAUGUGGAGGAGGGCUACCCCCGGCCAAUCAGCGACUUCGGCCUGCCCACGGAGGGCGUGGACGCCGCCUUCGUCUGGCCGCAUAACGAGAAGACCUACUUCUUCAAGGGGAGCCGCUACUGGCGCUACGACGAUCACCUGCGGCGCAUGGACCUGGGCUACCCCAAGGACAGCGUGCUGUGGAAGGGGGUCCCGCCGCAGCUGGACGAUGCCAUGAGGUGGUCUGACGGCUCCUCCUACUUCUUCAAGGGGAAGGAGUACUGGCGGGUGCUGGGGAGUGACAUGGAGGUGGAGGCAGGCUACCCACGGCCCAUUGGCAAGGACUGGCUGCUGUGCACCGAUAUGCAGUCUGACUCUCCGGCCCUGGAGGCCAACGGAACAGAGACGCGCUCGCACGGCCAGCGCCACGCCAGCCACGCGGAAAACAACUACGAGGUGUGCUCCUGCACCUCCGACUCGGCCGUGGCCCUGUCAGCCCACCUGUCCCUCCCCCUCCUUGGACUCCUGGCCCCGGCCUUUCCCCACGGGCCGCUGGCUCCACUAUUGAUGCUUACUGUCGCCCUGAGUGUACCACCAUAAUGCCAAGAGUCAGACGUGUGGACUCACGAACAGUGAAAAAAUAGCCACCCACCCGCUGAAAGAAACUGUCUGGUUUUUCUUUUUUUUUUUGCUCUCUAGUCAUACAGAUCAGCCAUCACUGCUACCGUUUGUUUAUAAACCAAUAAAAGUAUUUUUCUACAACCACCACAGAUUAAGUUAGUUGUUAUUAUGAUUAUUAUUACUGAUUCGUUAAUUGCUUAUUUCAUUGAAAAGGUUUGUCUCUAUAGAGUAAAAUAUACUUGGCUGUCUUUCUGAUCAUUCCAAGUGUUUUAAAGGAUAGACUUAUGAAGGGAGUGUUCAUUCAUAGUGAUGGCCACAGGCUGCAAAAUUUGAGCAGGAUUCAAUAUCCGCUCACAAUGGGUACGAUUUACAAGGAUAGUGUCAUUGUGCGCUUCUGACGUGGUUACACACAGUAUUUAAUUUUCCUCAUGCAUAUGCAUUUUUGGGAUGUACACGCACAAACAAAAAGUGUAAAUGAGGUUCAUUAAAUAUUCCUCCUAAUUCACUAAAAGCUGUGCUAAUUAUGGGCGAAGUAUAACACAAAUUAUGAUCUUGAAGAAAGCUGCUGAUAAUUUGCUGAAAAAAACUGAAAAAAAUACACUGUAAAGCAGAGACAUGAUCUCCAUACCCUUGCAGCUGCAACUGCAGCAUGAAGGAAGACAAAUACAAAUGCACAGGAAAAAACGUACGGGUGGAUUCGCAUGUCAGUGCCAGAUUUAUCUUCUGAAGAGCUCUAUGGAAUGAUAAGUGGAAUAGACUACGGAGAAGCCUGGCAUUUCAGUAAACACCUGUUACCGGCUGAACAGAAUGUUCGGCAUGUCCUUUACAUUCACUUUAAAACAACUCAGCUUGGCACGUCAUAAAAAUACAUCAACUUUGUGCCGGAAGCAGUGCAGGCCCAAACAGUGAAUCGGUGGUUCGUUCCCCAAGACCUAACAUUGCAUAAAUCACCUUUUAAUUUUCCUAUUUUAUGUUGCAAAGAAAAAGUAUCAGUGACAAAACUGAAUAUUUCAUGAAUCUCAUCAAAAAUGAGCAGAACAGGCUAAAUAUUUGGUAAGUGGCAUCCCAUUUUUUGUUUUUUUUUUUUUAAAUCGUGAUACACACAUUGGCUUGGUUCAACCUCGAUACAGCAUUUAUGAGUCGCGCUGUAGUCUCCUCUAAUUGCAACCAUCCGUAAUCCUUUUAGCUGCCUUCCUAAUUACCUGCUUUGAAUAACAAAUAUGAUUAAUUGGUCAGAAAUUUUCCACUGAUAGUGACCACAUUUGACUUGCAAAGUGUCAGGCAAUCAGUGUUUAUUGUUUGUAGACUUACUCCUGAGUCUCUUCUUUCCCUUCUCCAGUAACCACAGAUUUUUUUAUUUAGCUGUCAUUUAUUUACGCUCCUCCAGUCAGCAUCACCUCCAUAAACAGAAAUACGAGGUUUUAACUGAUGUGUAGGAGAAAGCCAUCUAAAUUUAAUGCAGUCUGUAACAGGGAAUCUAUGUCAUGCUCCACACAUCAUCUGUCACACUUGAUAGCUGAUACUGAACAAAAACUAAGAAAUGUGACUUCAACAUUUCAGAAAAUUAGAUUACAUAAUUAUAUCAUUGUUAUGUACCCACAAUGUCUGAAGUUUUAAUCCAAAAUGAGCAGGAACUGAUUGGUAAGCCCCAUCUUUUCUGUGUAUUGUCCAAAUAUGAACGUGAGAUCAUAUUCAUUUUGAAAAGGAUAAGAGCAGGACAGUUUUGCAUGAAAAUGUGAGAAAAUGCAAUGUGCACCUCAGACCUGGACAUUAUGUGACAAUACUCAUGAUAACAAAAGUCUAGAUGUCAAAGAAUUCUGGAUGUCAUUAGUGACAUAGACAUAGACAUACAUAGUAAAACAUUGUUGAUUAAGAAAUGCUUUACAGUUCAUUCUACUAGAGCUGUGAAUUAGGUAAAAAAAAAACACAAAAAUAUAUUUUUAUGAAGCAAAACAGCAGCUGAUUAGCUAGUGUUUUGCCUCUAACAACAUCUGUUGUAGACCCAACUCGUGAACUUUAUUAUUUAAGGAAAAUGUUGAAAUCCACACAGACUAAGUAGAGGACUGUUACUACCCAAGUGACUACCCAUGAAAGCACAAAGCUUGUACAAAUUUACAUAUAGCACAUCUCAUAGAUUCCUCAUGCUCAGACAUUGUAAGGCAUGUAAAUGCUUUCAGUAUGCCUGUCUUAUUUUUUCCUUUUGUCUCUUCUCACAGUGAUGGUAUUGUGCUUCCUACAGUGUAACACUGUUUGCUGUUUUUCCCUUAUUUCAUGCAUUCUUUUCCUCUCCACUUUGUGAUGUAAUUGAAGAAGACUUCAGUGUCAAGCCAAGCAUUACUAUUACUUUUUGUAAAAAUAAUAUGCACAUACACCUAUGCCCAUAGAUU